Molecule: messenger RNA, 529 nt
Organism: Phaethon lepturus (White-tailed tropicbird)
Lineage: Eukaryota; Metazoa; Chordata; Aves; Phaethontiformes; Phaethontidae
Product: tyrosine-protein kinase JAK1-like
Exons: 4
Biological process (GO): cell differentiation; hemopoiesis; cytokine-mediated signaling pathway
Cellular component (GO): cytoskeleton; cytosol
Molecular function (GO): cytokine receptor binding; non-membrane spanning protein tyrosine kinase activity
Source: RefSeq, a predicted model, not a curated record
GCAAAAACAAAAAGGAUGAAGAAAAACACAAAAUUCGCGACUCAUGGAACAAUUUUUCCUAUUUUCCUGAAAUCACCCACAUUGUCAUCAAGGAGUCUACAGUUAGCAUUAACAAGCAGGAUAACAAAAGGAUGGAAUUAAAACUGUCCUCACAUGAUGAGGCCCUGUCGUUUGCAUCGUUGGUAGACGGGUACUUUAGACUUACAGCAGAUGCCCACCAUUACCUCUGCACAGAUGUGGCUCCUCCACUGAUUGAGCACAACAUAAAAAAUGGAUGCCAUGGACCCAUUUGCACGGAAUAUGCCAUCAAUAAACUGCGACAGGAAGGGAUUUUUUACGUGCUGAGAUGGAGCUGCACGAACUUUAACGACAUUCUCAUGACAGUGACUUGUUUCGAAGGCUCAGAGACUGUAAAAGAACAGUGCAUGACAAUAGUUGCCUUUACGUGUAGAGCACCGCAGGAGGGGACGUAUACACAGCUAGCUGGUGGAACAUAUUUUGUAAAAGAUGAGCUCAUGAGUUGGGAUAG